Messenger RNA from Nelumbo nucifera (sacred lotus), 1667 nucleotides. RefSeq lists its product as uncharacterized. The record is from RefSeq and is a predicted model, not a curated record. NCBI's taxonomy places the organism in Eukaryota, Viridiplantae, Streptophyta, Magnoliopsida, Proteales, Nelumbonaceae.
UUCCCCUUUCUCUCCUCCCCUUUCUUCUUCUCGAAGAAAAGCAUAGCAAAUAUUGAGCACGAAACUCAGUCCCAACACCAUCGUAGCUGACCCAAUGAUUGCCGACGACGAUGCUGUGGACAUCAUAAUAACGAAAUAAAAAAGGUGGCUUCUUUCUAUACCACAAGCAACCAACUUUCUUCUUAAAUUCAUUUGUUGGUCAAUCAACUCUGCUGCCCAUUUGCCAUUUGCUCUUUCUCCCCUCUUUCCUCUCCCUUUCCCUCUCUCUCUCUCUCUCUCUCUUUCUUAGAAAAACUCUGAAAUUCUGAAAUUCAGCUUCUCAAUUGAGCGAGAUAAGGAUAGAAUUCCAAACUCGACAAUGGAGGUGGUGAUACCGGCACCACCCAGCGGCAUGGAUUUCAACUUCAACAGCGCCUACUCUUCCCCCUACAUCAGCGCUCCCACUAGUCCUACUAGGGCAGCUGCAAUCUAUAGUGGCUUUAGAAUUCUCCAUCACCAACGGCACCGGUGGCAGGGGUGGCUCUUCUUCGGUCAUCCCAUUUGACUGGGAACAGAAGCCUUGAAAGUUGAAAUCCAGCGACACCCAGAACGAUGAUGACAACUUCGCCUUUGAUUUCAAUGGUCAGUUAGAGACAGCUUCGCUCGCCGCCGAUGAAUGAUUCCUAGCGGAGUUGACGAGUUUGCUACUUGGAAGAGCGUUGUUUCAUUGCCGAGGUCCCCAAGAUCACAUAUCUUGAAGGGGAAAAGGAUAAUCCGUGAAGCGUUGUCCCCGCUACACAAGAAAGACUUUGACUCGUUCGCAGCUGCAAUAGAGCAAGCGCAUAAAGGAUUAGAACACGGUCGAGGGAGAGAAAGGUUCUUUGGUUCGAAUUUCGGCUGCAGGGGUGUUUCUACGUUUGCAUGGGAAGAAAAAGAGCAACAACAAAGCACCAAAUCUGCUUCGUCAAAUUCAAAAUCCUCUUCUACAUCAUCGUCGUCUUUGAAGGGGAGCAAGAAAUGGAGGCUAAAAGAUUUUCUGUUGUUUCAAAGAGCUUCAGAAGUUCAUGUGGCCGGAUUUGCUCCUGCUCCGACUCCGGCAACAGAUUGUGGUGGCGGCGGUAUGCGGUGGAAGAAUGGUUCGGAGCUGAAGAAGAAAAGGUUAAAAGAACAGGAUUUCUUGGAGAACAACUCCCAGAUAUCUUCGGUGGAUUUCUUGCAAACACGGUCGGUUUCCACAGGUUUGGGGUUGUCCCUGGAUGAUAGGCGUAUGGCUUCUUCAGGUGAUUCACCUCUUUUCUCGCUCCUUGAUGACGAUAUCGAUGGGGAAUUGCAAAGGCAAGAGGCGGAGAUGGAUCGAUUCGUCAAAGUUCAUGUCUGCCUUUGUAUUCGAUUUUUUCCCAAUCCUCAAGCUUCUGGUCAACCGACAGCUCCAGUWCGAGGAGAAGAGGGCCAGUUUCAGCUCACGAGUUGCGUUACACGGUGAACCGGGUGGCAUCUGAGUUGAAGAAGAAGACCUUGCCAUACAAACAGGGUCUUUUGGGGAGAUAAAGGGGAAGGGGAAGAAGAGAGAUCGGGGAGAGAGUGGACUUAGGAAGUCCGCCGCCGCUGCAACCGUUAUCCCACUGCUGUUCGUGUCUCGAGGUUGGAGAAAAUGAACAGUAUUUUUUUCCAAAUAAUUAUUAAAAGGG